GUUUUACUGAUGGUGAAAACAAAAUCAAAUGAUAUUUAAUUUUUACGUUUAAUGUUAUGCCAAACUGUUUGGUGAAAUGGGUGCAGUGCGGCAGGACCUGGGUGACGAACUAAUCAUGAAAUUGAAUGAUCAACAGAUAAACACUGUAGAAACGUUCCUUCUACUGACUCAGGACAUGGUUAUGCGUGAUCUCAGAUUAAAACUUGGCUCAUGGUUACGGAUAGACAGAGCUCAGCAGGCAUUGCGAAGUGAAGGUUGCUCGGCGACACCUCUGCAGGAUUCAACCAAUAAGAAACGACACACAAUGGAUGAGGAUAUUCAAAUAAGUCCUCCAGGAAUCAAGGGUGUCCUUGAAUCCUCCAAGAAAUUGUUGUACGGGAAGCUUGCAGAAGGGCGAGCGCUUCAGAAAAACGAGAAAAAUCUAAUUUGCCGUACAAUUUGUCCCAAAAUAUUCAACAGUUUAAACAGAAAAUUGGAAGAAAGAUCACUCCUAACGAGAAACAAUAGUUAGCGAAGGCCAUCGUUGAAGCUUUCGAUUGUCUGAAAUGCGAUACUCCGGGAAAACCAGUUGAAGCCGAAUUCUUUUGGGAAUGUAACGGCGAAGAUAAAGGAUCUCACACUGGAUUUAUUCAAAAUUGGAUCCGAAACUACAAAUCAAAAUCAAACCCAGCUAAGCGGAUUCGUC
Armigeres subalbatus is the source of this 685-nucleotide messenger RNA. RefSeq lists its product as uncharacterized. Lineage: Eukaryota; Metazoa; Arthropoda; Insecta; Diptera; Culicidae. The transcript has 4 exons. Bases 77 to 511 code for a protein of 144 amino acids. The record is from RefSeq and is a predicted model, not a curated record.